GUGUGCCAUGCUCUGAGGGUGUGCAGGUUUAGCAAACUCUUUGUGAUGGCGGCGACAGUGCGGCUUAAGAUGAAAUACAGUUUAAUAACACAAUUGACUAUUAUUGUUUAUUUUAUUAUUUUGUGCAAUGUGAUUAACGUGAAUAGUAUGUUUGAACAUCAAUACUGCAGUCAUAAACAUCCACGACCAGCUGAGGUUGUUCAUGGAGUUCAUAUUGAGCCAUUUCAUCAAGUUCGAAAACGAAGUAUUAAUCAACCUCUGAGAAUUUUACUGUCUUAUGAUGAUAGUGUUUAUCGAUUGGAUGCCGAAAAGUUCGAGUUAAUUAAUAAUACAAUUUUACCGGAGGCUGUUCAUUUUUGGGAACGAGCACUCAUGGUUCGUGAAACGAAAAAUACAAUACGACUCAAUAGGAAAUGUGAAAGUAGUCAAGUUUUUGUAAAAGACCAUCAUACAUAUUGCAUUGAUACAUGCCGAACAACAACAAUGUGUGGAGAGGUAAAUGUGCCUGAAGAACAUCUUGAUGUAUGCCGAACGUGCAAUGCAACAGGUCAUAAUUGUGGAGUACAAAAAGGCAGUGUUGCUGGUAAAGGAAUUGAUGGUGCAGAUUUUGUAUUUUAUGUAUCAGCAUUACAAUCAGAAAGAUGUCAUAAUGGUUUAACUGUUGCAUAUGCUGCACAUUGUCAACAAGAAUCAGCACUUGAUAGACCAAUUGCUGGACAUGCAAAUUUAUGUCCUGGUAGUAUUAGUACAAAAGCACAAGAACUUGAAACAUUAUUAAGUACAGUUAAACAUGAAAUACUUCAUGCACUUGGUUUUUCAGUAAGUCUUUAUGCAUUUUAUCGUAAUGAAAAUGGUGAACCAAGAACACCAAGACGUACUGAAACUGGUAAACCACCAUUAAAUGAAAAAUUACAAACACAUCAAUGGAGUGAUGAUACUAUUAAAACAAUUAUUAGACCAGAAUGGCAAGUACAUGGUGGAUCAAUAAAAAGAUCAAUGCAAAUGAUUGUUACACCAAGAGUUAAAGAAGAAGUACGUGCACAUUUUUUAUGUGAUGAUUUAGAAGGUGCUGAACUUGAAGAUCAAGGUGAAGAUGGUACAGCAUUAACACACUGGGAAAAAAGAGUUUUUGAAAAUGAAGCAAUGACUGGUACUCAUACACAAAAUCCAGUUUAUUCAAGAAUCACGUUGGCACUGAUGGAGGACACUGGCUGGUACAGAGCUAACUAUUCAAUGGCACAACAACUUGGCUGGGGAAGAAAACUCGGCUGUGAUUUUGCAAUGAAAUCAUGCAAAGAAUGGAUCUCAACUAAAUUUGGCAACUCCAGUGAUAAAGAUCCCAAAACUAGAUUUAUUCAUCCAUUUUGCAACAAAGUUAAACAAGAUCCACUUAGAACUGAGUGCACUGAUGAUCGUAGUUCUGUGGCACUUUGUAAUCUCGUUGAACAUUCUCAGCCAUUACCAAAAACAUAUCAGAACUUUGAUUUUAUUCCUGAUGUUCCGAAAGACAGAGUACAAUAUUAUGGAGGCUCAGUUUCACUGGCUGAUUUUUGUCCUUAUAUUCAAGAAUUUACAUGGCGAGCUAAAAAUAUUGUCGUUCGAGGAUCACAUUGUUUAUACGAAGAAAAUAAUCCACAACCUGCAAAAAAUUUUGCUCUUGAACAAUAUGGAGCAAAAUCAAGAUGUUUUGAGCAUACAGAUCGUAUGUGGGAGGAGAGAACUUGCAAACAAGCAAGGCAGUGGCAACAUUGGGGCUCAGGAUGUUAUCAAUAUUCUUGUAAACAUGGAAGAUUACAUAUUAUAGUAUCAAAUUAUACGUACACUUGUUAUCAUGCUGGUCAAGAACUUGCCAUUAGAAUUAUGCAAAAUGAUUGGUUGCAUAAAGGAGCUAUUAAAUGUCCAUCUUGCAAAGACAUUUGUCAGGCUGAAUUUCAUGCAAGAGGCGAAUGGUGCAAACCCAGUGAAGAAGAUCCUCCUCCAACAGUUUACCACAGAGAUAAUUUAAUAUGUGCAAAUGCUCAUGUAUUCUCAUCAAGUUUAAUUAUUAUUUCAAUAACAAGUCUCAUUCUCAUCUCAAGAUGAUUUGCCAAUGUCUUUGAUUUUUUUGUUUUUAAUAUUCUUUUAUAAAUUUGUAUCUUUUAGUUAAUUUUUUAUAUCAAUUUUUAUUUGGCAUCAAGAUUUUAUGAGAAAUAAUUUGAAAGAAAAUUUAUUUAAAUAAUAGUUUUGUUUGUGUUCAUGAGAGAUUUUUUUUUUUUACACUUAUAAGUCACGCGCAUUUUUUAUUAAAAUAUUUACAAAAUAAAUUGUUGCGCAGAAAAGUCAUAUCGAUUUAAAAAAAACAAAAAGUGAUUGCAAUGUUUUAACAAAAAGUAUAUACUGUAACUAGUUUAUUAAAAAAAUAUUAUUAGUAAGAAAAAUAGUAUGAAUUAUCCAGUGUAAAUAAUUUACAAUGUUAAAAUGAAUUGAAAGUUAAAGAAUUAUUUUAAAUUUAAAAAUCUUAGAAUAAUUAAAAUAUAUAAUUGAUUGUUGUUUUAAAUGAUAAAUUGAAUUUUUUGGAUAAUCUGCGUACUUUAAUGUGUAAUUGUUUCGAUUGAGAUAACAAAAAUUUUAAAUUAUAAAUUUUCGAAUUGGAACGUAAAGAAAUUUGUGUAAAUAUUCAGGAUUUAUAGCAUUUUAAAAUGAAUUUUAGAUGAUAUAAAAAAUAAAAAUGAAUAUUCCAUUUCGUAAAGAUUAAAAGAAAAAAAUACAUUCCAGUUUUAAAUAAUAAUUAUUAAUCAAUUAUAAUAAGUGAAGUUGACUGUACAUUUAUUAUUUGUAAGAAUGCUUGUAACUGUAAUGUUGACAUCUGUAAAACUCAUUAUUAAUUUUAAGUUAAAUAAUCACUGUAAAGCAUAAAAAAAGCUAAAAAUUGUUGAAAAUGUAAAAAUCACUUGAGUGAUUAUUGCUAAAAAAAAAAAAGACAAGUGGCAGAUGAAAAGAUUAUUAUUGUGAGUGUAAAAAAAGUCUGAAUGUGUAUUUAAAAAAAAUAAUCUUCUUUUUUUUUGGUAGAACGUGCCAUUUCUCUACUAGUAUUUUAUAAAAUUGAAAAAUUAAAAAUAUUUAUUACUAAACUUGAGAGAUUUCAAAAAAAAAUUUCUUCUAUUUAACAAAUUAAAAGAGAACAUAAAACUGUAUACAUUAUAAAACAAAAUUGAGACAAAAAUGAUGGUUCAAUAUUUUUAAUACAUCCUUUCAUCAAUUUCAAUUGGUAUCUUAAACACAAAUUUUCCCAGUCAAAUCAUCUCGAAAUAAAAUAUCCUGGUUAAUAAUUUCUCCAGUGAAAAUAAAAA
Messenger RNA from Aphidius gifuensis, 3329 nucleotides. It is a transcript of the gene Invadolysin, whose product is annotated as leishmanolysin-like peptidase. Bases 46 to 2082 code for a protein of 678 amino acids. Lineage: Eukaryota; Metazoa; Arthropoda; Insecta; Hymenoptera; Braconidae. The record is from RefSeq and is a predicted model, not a curated record. Gene Ontology annotation, molecular function: metalloendopeptidase activity. The transcript is spliced from 13 exons. Gene Ontology annotation, cellular component: cytoplasm; membrane. Gene Ontology annotation, biological process: proteolysis; cell adhesion.